AUGCGAACUGAGGCCUACAUCAAAGAGUCGAUGCGCAUUUUCUCGCUGCUCGCUUCUCCGCAGACGACUCCCCUCCAAAAAGCCGAACUCAAUUUCCGUUUCCUCUCCAUGAACAAAACCCCCUUCCGCUGCGUCCAAGUCAAAAACAUCCCCGCGGGAAAUCUCCGCAUCGCCUCCCUCGCGAAACACUUCCAAUACUACGGCGACAUCACCAACAUCACUCUCGACGAGGCUCAACACUCCGCCGUGGUCCAAUUCGAGCACUCCAAAGCCGCCUACGCCGCCCUGCGGUCACAUUCUGCCGUGUUCAAGAACCGCUUCGUAAUCGUGGAACCACUGUACAACCCGAACGACCCCGCCACCUUCGAAAAACUCCCGCGGAAGCGCGGAGAAAAGGGGAAACCGAACCCCUCCCGCGCCUCCUCUCCGGGCGUUUCAUCCGGUGCAGGCGUUUCAUCGAAACCGGGCGCGUCUUCCUCAGAUCCUUCGAAUUCUUCGAAGCCUUCAGAGCUCUCCGAGCCUUCGGAGUCUUCGGAGUCGGCGAUGAAGCUGGUGGCGACGCGGCAGCACUUGCAGCAGGAGGAGAUCGCGGUGAUCCGGUCCAGCAUUCAGAAGCGUCUGGAGCUGCUGCAGAAAUACGCGCUGCUGGCGCAGACGAUCGCGCCGGCGGAGCUGCCCAAGCUGCGGACGAGUCUGAGCCAGCUGCUGGAGCCGCUUUAUCAGGAGGCGGGAGCGCUGUACGAGCUGCUGAAGACGUCGGGGAUCAAGGAGGAGGGCAGCGAAGGGCCGGAGAGCGAAGUGAAGCGGCUGCUGUCCGCCGUGUUCCAGCUCUUCGAGGACUCGGAGCUGUUUGCCGAGCUGAAAACCGCGGUGACGUCGCGGCUGUAUUCCAUCUUCGAGAAGCAGUACCGCCAGCUCAAUCGCUCGAAACGGCCCUUCGCGGGCGCGUCUGGGUUCUCGAAGAAGCGCCGCGCGGCGAUGUACGAGAUCGAUAAUCGUCCGCGGAGCAUCCGCAUCGCGCAGCUGCCCGCGGGAGCCACGCAGGACGACGUGGCCGUCGCUUUAAAGGGGUUUUUCGGAGUGCAGCGGAUCGACGUGGAGGGCGGCAGCGCCACGAUCUCCUUCCUGCAGCCCUGGCAGACCACCAAGCCCGUCCGAGGCGGUCUUUGGAUCCGCAAUCAGAAAGUGUAUCCGGAGGUGGUCGCGAUGCAGUCCAGCACCCCCGCAGCCGCUUCUCAGCAGCCGCAGCCCGCUCCUUCGACGGGCCCAGCGGGGACUUCAGAGCCGGCAGGAGCGUCCGAAGCGAUGGGAUCGGGCGCGCUAUCGACCAGCGAAUCGCAGGGAGCGACGCCUGCUCCCGCUUCUUCUUCUUCCAAUUCUGCUAGUUUUUGCUCUGUGUGUUGA
Blastocystis hominis is the source of this 1404-nucleotide messenger RNA. RefSeq lists its product as hypothetical. Bases 1 to 1404 code for a protein of 467 amino acids. Gene Ontology annotation, cellular component: nucleus. Lineage: Eukaryota; Bigyra; Opalinata; Blastocystidae. Gene Ontology annotation, molecular function: RNA binding. The record is from RefSeq and is a predicted model, not a curated record. The transcript is spliced from 3 exons.